CCUUAAGGAAAAGUGGAAUUCAAUUUGAGGCAAAUCUUAAAAAAAAACUUUACCAAAAAAGUAAACUCAUUUCUGAAUUUUAUGAUGUGAAGAUAAUUUUUGCAGAAGAAAAAAAAAAAAGUUGUCAACCGAUGUGUCAAGAGACCUUGUUUAUGUUUUUCAAUUAAAAGGGCUGCUUAACUUUGUAAUGACUUACAGAAAGCAAAACCCUUACCAAACAUUAAUACGAAUUGGAAUUGAUUCAGGAGGUGGAUCACUUAAGGUAAUUUGUAACCUCUUUGAUCCAGAAAAAGAACGAUGCGAAGAUCAAAGUUCUCACGGAACAUACUCUGGAAUUAACCAUUCCAUAGUUCUUGCAAAUCGUGACAACUUGCAGGAGACACACAAAAAUUUAGCCAUUUUAUUAGAUCUUCUAAAGCUAGAAGAUUGUAAAUAUGUUCUUGCAGCUGAUUUGAAUAUAAUUAAUAUUCUUCUAGGAAUUUCAGUAAGUUAUGAUUUAAAAAUAAUUUAUUAUGUAACUUUUAAUUAGUUAAUUAGGAUUUAAAAAAAAACAUAAGA
Molecule: messenger RNA, 558 nt
Organism: Hydra vulgaris (swiftwater hydra)
Lineage: Eukaryota; Metazoa; Cnidaria; Hydrozoa; Anthoathecata; Hydridae
Source: RefSeq, a predicted model, not a curated record